Molecule: messenger RNA, 3636 nt
Organism: Neolamprologus brichardi
Lineage: Eukaryota; Metazoa; Chordata; Actinopteri; Cichliformes; Cichlidae
Gene: cc2d1a
Product: coiled-coil and C2 domain containing 1A
Molecular function (GO): DNA-binding transcription repressor activity, RNA polymerase II-specific
Source: RefSeq, a predicted model, not a curated record
CAAUAUAGGAAGUAAAUUCCACUGCCUGCGAAUCUUGUUUUGGGAACUCGAAAACAAGGCAGAAAUAUAUCUGUCACGGUAAAUUUGUUCUGCUGUUUCUCAUUUGGAUCCGAUUUUAACCGUCGACCCGUGUGGCUGUAACGCUAACGUUUAACUCCGUUAAUCUAAGCAGGUAUUAAAAGUCAAUGAGUCGCAGUCGCAACCCACCUCCUCGGGGUCAAGGGGCGGCCCGAGCCAAACAGAUGGGGCUGCUCCUUGACCUGUCUCCGGAUGGCGGCAUGGAUGAUGAGGGAAAUGAUGAUGAGCUGGAGGCAGAGUUACUCAAUCUGGUGGGAGGAAGGAAGGAAGGAAGAGCACAAGGGAAGAAAGGUGAUGGGAGAGCUCCUGUUCCCAUGGCUGAAAUUGAGCGAAUGGCAGCUCUGUGUAUGAAAGAUAUAGAUGAUGACGACAUGGGGGACGAUGAUUUGGAUGAUGAAGAUCUGUUGGCAGAACUGAAUGAUGUUUUGGAGGAUGAUGAGGAGCAUACUCCAGCUCCAACUCCACCUGCCGCUACACCAACAGCUCCUAAAACUAGUGUCGCCUCACACCCCUCACCUCCUGCUGCUCCCAGUGGUGCAACUGGGUUGGAGUCACGGCUCCUCGAGCGUAUUGAAAUGUAUCAGACUGCCAUUUCCAACGCCAAGGCUGCAGGCGAGACUAGCAAAUUUCGAAGAUAUGAACGCGGGCUGAAGACUCUACAGUCCAUGCUAACAUCUGCCAAGAAAGGAAAACCAGUCAAUGAAGAAGAGAUGCCUCCACCUGUUGCUCUCGGCGGAAAGUCGGAUGCCCCAGCCCAGCCUGAAGUGGUUAAAGAACGAGAGGUGCCCAAGCCUGUGCUGGUCCCUCCCCCUCCCACCAAUCAGAAACCUCUGAGGGAAGCUGACCCGACACCUCUGAACACUAAGCCAACGCGUUUGAUCCCUCCCCAAAAGCAAGCUGCUGCCAUGACUCCGGAAACACCUGCCAUCUCUCCCCUCACACCCAGCCAGCCUAAUGCUCAUCACUCAGAGGCGAAACAGGCAGUGUUGACCAGACAGAGGGAUUAUAAGAUGGCUGCCAUACACGCCAAACAGAGCGGCAACAUUGACCAGGCCAAACAGCACUACCUCACUGCCAAGAACUUCGAUGUGAUACUGGAGGCACUGGACCGGGGCGAACCAGUAGACCUGAGCUCACUGCCUCCUCCACCUGGAGACGUAAUAACAGAGCAAAGUGCGCCUCCUCAGUCUUCUUCUAAACCUGACCCUCCUGCUGCUCCUGCUGCUCCUGCUGCUCCUGCUGCUCCUGCUGCUCCUGCUCCCUCCCAGGUGGCCACUCCGGAUCUGCCUGCUCCCAAAAGUUUGGCUGAAGCCCUGCAGCAGAGGUUGGACAUAUACAAGUCAGCAGCAGAGGGAGCUAAGAGCAAAGGGGACGAUCGCAAGGCCCGGAUGCAUCAGCGCAUUAUGAAGCAAUAUCAGGACGCCAUCAAAGCUCACAAAGCUGGCCGACCUGUUAACUUAUCUGAUCUACCCGUGCCACCAGGUUGUCCACCGCUUCAGGGCACAGAGGGUGGUCAGCAGAACUUCAUGGGUGUCCUGGAAACAGCAAUGAAAAUAGCAAACCAGGAUGCAGACGCAGAAGAUGAGGAAGAGGAUGGACAUGAAGAAGCUGCCAAGGCUGUGGUGCGUCCACCUGUCCAGAAAGCAAAGUCUCCAGCUCCUCAGGCUCCUGCAGGCUCCUCAACUCCGAAACUGGGAGCUAAAGCCCAGCAGCAAUUGGAUUUCCUGUUGCUAAGGCGACAAGCUUUCAUGCGUGCGGCACUGCGCUCCAAAAAUAUGAAGGACAUGACAGGAGCAGCACAGCACCUCAGACAUGCCAAAGGACUGGACGCCAUGAUCACUGCUGCAAAGUCUGGCCUACCUGUUGACAUCACCAAGAUUCCCAGUCUUCCAGUAAGUGAAGAGGACUACACGCUGGCUCGUUCCCGUACCUCUCCUUCUUCUCGUACCACGAGUGAGCAGUACCAUAACCUCAUGGAUCACUUGAAAAAGCAGUACGAGAAAUGUCUGGGCCUCUCCCAGCAAUUCACAAACACGGGAAACGUGGCCGAGGCUUUUAAGUCUGAGAAGUUACUUGAGGAGACCAUGAAGUACAUAGAGAUUCUAAAGAGUGCCUACACAAAGGGUCAUCCAGUCCCCAAGUGCCGCACCGAGGAGAGAACCUUCAACUCUAUCAAAAUCAACCCCAACCUGACACUCAAUGACCUGAUACUGUACGUCACCCGAGGCAUCAACCUCCCAGCUCCCUCUGGUGUCUCUGCUAAUGAUCUGGAUGCCAGUGUAAAAUUUGAGUUUCCUUUUCCCAGCGCGGAGGAGGCUCAGAGGGACAAAACCAACACAGUAAAGAACACCAGCAGUCCAGAGUUUAAAGAGACUUUCAGACUCAACAUCAACCGCGGCCACAGGGCCUUUAAACGAGUCAUACAAUCCAAGGGAAUCAAGUUUGAAAUCAUCCACAAGGGAGGCCUGUUUAAGAAUGACAAAGUAGUGGGAACUGCUCAGCUGAAGCUAGAAGGUCUAGAAAAUCACUGUGAAAUCAGAGAGAUCUUAGAGGUGAUGGAUGGACGUAAAACUACAGGCGGCAAGCUGGAGGUGAGGGUGAAGAUCAGAGAGCCUCUGUCAGGCGUCGAGUUGCAUCCAGUGAAGGAGAAGUGGCUGACUCUCGAACCAGUCUCCACGCCGACAGAGAAACAAAAGGAACGGGCUCCAUCUCCUCAGUCCAAACCGAGACAUGGAGGAAACGGCAGGAGCAGCUCGGAUCAGCCUACAUCUCCUCGGUCUAAACCGAAACACGAGGCGAGCAGCAGGAGCGGUCACUCCAGCAGCUCCCCUCCACAGUACAAACUCCACAGCUUCAGCCUCCUCAACUACGACAAGGAGCGGCUGGAGAGGAAGAUUACAGAGUACAGAAAGAACAAGCAGGAACCCCCGUCUGACCUCAUCCCUCAGCACAAAGAGGUCAUACACCGACUGCAGUGGCAGAAAGCACAGCUGGAACGAGCCUCUCCUGCCAUGCUCACAGAAUAUGAAAACGUGCUGCAACGCUUCGUUCAAGGACUUUCUGAGUCUGUGAAAAAAUACUCCAGCCAAGGAAACCGGGACGCUGCCAAGGAUGCACUGGGCAGGUUGAAGAUGGUUGAGAAUGAGCUGGAAUCGCUGAAGAGGAAACGCACUGGAUGAGAGCAGAAUAAGGAGUGGAGCCCUGGCUGGAGUACUGUUUUCUCUCUCUCUCUUUCUCUUUCUCUCAUACACACUCAUAUACCAAACGCUACAGUGGGUACAAUAAGCACCUUUAGCAUGAUUCAGUGCUGCAAAACAACUGCAUGAGCUAAACUGCUAAUGCAGUCAGUUGUUCAUUUAGCUUGUGUCAUAUGUGGUUAGUUACCUGCCACAAUAACCUAACAAACGGCUGCAGCCGCCAAGCAGACGGCAAUUAAAAACACAUCCAAAUGUGUAAAGAGGGAGAUGCAUUUGCACUUAAACAAGACAAACACUACAGGAAACUGCUUCUAAAGAAUGGCUUUACAGACUUUACUGGUAUUCUAUUUUGUUUUGGGUU